Messenger RNA from Pectinophora gossypiella (pink bollworm), 5139 nucleotides. RefSeq lists its product as uncharacterized. Lineage: Eukaryota; Metazoa; Arthropoda; Insecta; Lepidoptera; Gelechiidae. Gene Ontology annotation, molecular function: nucleic acid binding; RNA-DNA hybrid ribonuclease activity. The transcript is spliced from 2 exons. Bases 1 to 5139 code for a protein of 1712 amino acids. The record is from RefSeq and is a predicted model, not a curated record.
AUGUUUGGAAUUCGCACACCGAUGAAGAAGGUGACGGAAACAGAGGCUCCGUCUCCCCAAAAAUCACCACAACUGACGGAGAAGGCAGGACCUUCUCAACCAAACCAGACAGCAGUCCCCAGUGUGAGACGUAGCAUCGGUGAAUGGGAGUCUGGAGCCAAUGUUGGACGAAAGAAGUCUGUCCCUUUGGUUCCCUCAGGACCAAGGGAGAGGAUGCCGCUUUCCCAGGAAACCAGGCCGAGCGAACGGAGAGCAUCAGUGGAGAGCACAAAAACCCCCCCACCUAAGCCGAAGUACAACAGCAGAAUGUCAGAGGCAAAAGCCUGCCUAGUAAAAGCUAAAACGCUACUGGGUGAAUCCCGGAACCUAAAGGCGGAAAUAAAGCAAGGUGUAACGCAGGCGGUCGAGCGGUUGUACCAGCUAGCAAAGGAAGCGGGGGGAGGUAAAGAUCAAGCCUCAAAAAUAGCAAGUGAGCACCAAGGGGGAGGUGAUGAGGCGCAGGGUGGAAACCCUGAGACACCACAAACCGACCUUAUGAGAGAGCUCAUAACAAAUUUGAAGGAGCACAAAAACGUGCUUCAAGACUGUUCAGCGCACUCCCGUGCCCUCUCCAAAGACAUAAGAGACGCGCGCUCAAACGCAGCCGAGCAGAGACCCUCCUACGCAGAGAUUGCGAGACUCACCAAGUCUAUCGAGGACCUUAAGACGAAUCUCAGCGACCAAGUGCACCCGCAGCCUACCCAAGUACAGGCAGUACAACAGCCGAAACAUGACCAUACAGCACCAAUGCACACCAUCAUUGUGACGUCCGACGACAAGGAGGAGAGUGGUCAGGAAGUAAUUACUAAAAUUAGACAAGCAUUGGAUGCAAAAAAUACCGGAAUACGGGUGGACAGGCUGCGCAAAGCUAGAGAUCAGAAAGUCGUUCUAGGUUGCCAUAGCAAGCACGAACUGGAAAAGGUCAGCGAGGCGGUGAAGUCCCGAAACCUCACGGUAAAAGAAGCGCAUAACAAAAACCCUCUUGUCAUCCUAAGGGACGUCCUCUCAGUGCAUACUGAUGAAGACAUAGUGAAAGCGCUGAAAAACCAAAACGCCCACCUGCUCGCUGAUAUUAAGGAAGUUAGGAUAGCUGUCAGAUACAGACGUAGAGCAAGAAACCCACACGUCUCCCACGUAGUGAUUGAAGUGUCCCCCAUGGUAUGGCAGCGCCUCACCGCGGCGGGUCGAGUACACAUUGACUUACAGCGGGUCCGUGUGGAGGACCGGUCGCCGCUGGUACAAUGUUCGCUAUGCCUUGGGUACGGGCACACUAAGCGCCUCUGCAAGGACACUGUAGAGAAGUGUAGUUACUGCGGAGGCCCUCACAAGUGGGAGGAGUGUGCGGAUCGGCUCCCCGAGCCACUACAGCAUACUGUUAAGGGCGACGCAGAUGGCCAAGUAGCAAGGAGUGCUGGUGCUCCACCAGGUGUAAAAUCGUACCGGGUGUUCCAAGCCAACCUUCAAAGGAAAGAGUUAGCAACAAAUGAGCUUAUGCUCGAGGCAAAUAAAAUAAGAGCGGCCUUUGCACUGCUCCAGGAGCCGUAUGUGGGCAGCUCGAGUGGCAUGAAAGCCUACAGAGGGGCGAGAAUCUUUCAGAACACUGGACAGGAAGAGGGAACUGUCAAAGCGGCGAUCGCAGUCUUUGACCAAGACAUGGACAUUGUACAGUACCCAGAACUCACCACAAACAACAUCUUAGUGGUGAGGAUCCGAACCAGUGCCUGGGAGAUGGUUGUGAUUUCAUGCUACUUUGAGCCUGACCAGCCCAUAGAGCCAUACUUGGAGCAGCUAAAGGGAAUCCGCCGUAAAUUGCAACCGAAGUUGUUCCUUAUCGGCGGAGACGUAAACGCCAAGAACACCUGGUGGGGCAGCAGCAAAAUAGACUGUAGGGGUAGUGAAGUAUCUGGUGCAAUGGAAGAGAUGGAAAUGCAGGUACUUAACGAAGGAGAUGUCCCGACUUUUGAUACAAUUAGAGGCAAUAAAAGAUACGCAAGCCAUGUAGACAUCACGGCCUGCUCAUCGGACAUGUUAGGCUUGGUAGAGGAUUGGAGGGUAGACGAACGGAUAACCAGCUCGGACCACAACACCAUUACCUUCAAAGUCAGGCUCGCAAGAGCGAAAGGCACGGACAUCCAACGGACCACGCGAGUCUAUGGCACCAAAAGGGCCAAUUGGAUUCAGUUUCAUGAGAAGCUGAAACAAUUGGUGGCCGAUGGUGCCAUGGACAGAACCAAAAUAGAAGGGGUAAACACCAUAAGGGAAUUGGACUUCUUGAUGGAGGAGUAUACGAACAUCGUCAAAAAGACAUGCGAAGAUACUCUUUCCAAAAAGAAGCCCAAUCAAAAACUUACCUUACCUUGGAUGUCCGAGGAGCUUGACAAAUUGAAGAAGGAGGUCUUGACCAGGAAGCGGCGUGUCCGAUGCGCAGCACCAGUCCGGAGAGCCCGAGUUGUCGCGGAGUACCUGCAAAUGAAAGAGAUGUAUGAGAGAGAUGUAAAAAAGGCCCAGAUAUCUAGCUGGAAGGACUUCUGUGGGAAGCAGGACAGGGAGGGUGUAUGGGAGGGUAUCUACAGAGUUAUAGGUAGGACCGCCAAACGACAGGAAGACCUCCCUCUGGAGAUAGACGGCAGGACUGUUGACAUGCGCGAUUCUGCUAGAGCCCUGACUGAGACUUUCUACCCUGAGGAUUCGGCGGACCGUGACACGGCAUACCACCGACAUAUACGAGCGGAGGCCGACAGGGUGAGCGGUGUUUCCCGGGACGAAUCCCGGGACCCACCGUUCACAAUGGAGGAGCUCCGAGCAGCGGUAGAGAGUUUCAAUCCUAAAAAGGCACCUGGCGCAGACGGUUUUACGGCGGACAUUUGCAGUAGGGCCAUCUCAUGUGACCCAGGACUUUUCCUAUCACUGGUCAACAAGUGCCUAGAGCUUGAACACUUCCCGACCAUCUGGAAGAAGGCCACAGUAGUGGUCUUACGAAAGCCGGGGAAAGACAAUUACCGGAUCCCCAAGGCAUACAGGCCGAUAGGAUUGUUGCCAGUGAUGGGGAAGAUCUUUGAAAAACUGAUCGUAGGCAGACUGAAAUGGCAUAUUCUUCCCAGGAUUAGUACUCGCCAAUAUGGCUUUAUGCCCCAAAAAAGCACUGAGGACUCGCUCUAUGAUCUAGUGAAUUAUAUACGUCAGAAAAUAAAAGCUAAAAAGCUUGUAACGUUAGUCUCGCUAGACAUAGAGGGGGCCUUUGACAACGCUUGGUGGCCAGCAAUAAGAGUCAGAUUGGCUGAGGAAAAGUGUCCUGCAAAUAUUCGGAGAGUGCUUGACAGCUACCUACGAGACAGACAGGUCACAGUGAGAUAUGGGGGGGAACAAUACACGAAGGCCACAACGAAAGGUUGUGUACAGGGGUCGAUUGGCGGUCCUAUCCUGUGGAACCUUCUCCUGGACCCUCUCUUAAAAGGGCUUGAGGAGCGGGGGGACUAUGUACAGGCGUUCGCGGAUGACGUGGUCCUCGUGUUCCACGGAGAAACAGCGUUAGAAGUCGGGAGGCAGGCUAAUGCCGCCCUCGCCUAUGUCCAAGAUUGGGGAAUGAGAAAUAAACUCAACUUUGGUCCGCAAAAGACCAAAGCCAUGCUUUUGACAAAUAAAUUAAAAUACGACACCCCAAUCUUGGAUAUGGGCGGGAUUAGCAUCGAAAUGUCAAACGACAUCAAAAUCUUAGGGCUACACGUCGACAGGAAGUUAACUUUUAACAAACACAUUUCAGAGGUGUGCAAAAAAGCUAUUGCAAUUUAUAAACAGCUUUCAAGAGCAGCAAAAGUGGACUGGGGUCUUCACCCGGAAAUCAUUAGACUCAUUUACAACGCAGCAAUCGAGCCAGUCAUUCUGUACGCCUCUAGUGUUUGGGCUUCAGAGGCUGACAAACUGGGAGUGCAGAAACAGCUGAAUAACGUCCAGAGAGGGUUUGCACAAAAACUGACGAAAGCGUACCGAACCGUAUCCCUGAACUCUGCCCUGGUACUGUCUGGGUUGCUCCCACUUGACCUCCGAGUUAAGGAGGCAGCCGCCCUGUAUGAGGCCAAGAGGGGGGUGCCCCAGCCAAUGCUAGGGGAUAGAGAAGUGGAACGGGUCGUUGGAUAUGCCCAAGCUCCACACCCGGCGACGCAUAUGAAACUGGAGUUCGUCUGUCUGGUAGACCAAGAGCAGGUCGACUGCCAUAACAAUCAAGCAGUUCGUAUAUAUACAGACGGCAGCAAAAUUGACGGCAAGGUCGGGGCAGCUCUAUCCGUGUGGGAUGGAGAUGCUGAGACCAAAACCGUCAAAUUGAAACUGUCUCCGUAUUGCACGGUCUACCAGGCUGAACUGCUGGCCAUAUGCGAAGCCACUAGGGUGAUUUUGGCGUGCCAUCAAACGAGCUUUGGCAUAUACAGUGACUCGAGGUCGGCGCUCGAAACCAUCGUCAACCACGACGCCAAACACCAUCUGGCUGUCAGGACACGAAAAAACCUCGCAGCGGGCAAACUCCAGAACAAGGAGAUAUCCCUCUUCUGGAUUAAAGCACAUGCCGGAUUAGAAGGCAAUGAAAGAGCAGAUCAACUGGCAAAAGACGCGGCUCAACGGGUGAAGACCAAACCUAACUACGAUCUCUGCCCAGUCUCGUAUUUGAAGAGGCAGAUUAGAAUAGAGUCCCUUGAAAAGUGGAACGAGAGAUAUCGGGCAGGUACAACAGCCUCAACAACGAAACUGUUCUUUCCGGAUGCGACAAUGGCUUAUAAAAUUGUAAAAAAGUUAGAGUUAACGGGAGUCCUAACGCAAGUGCUGACGGGGCACGGUGGUUUUUCCGGGUACUUGAAUAGGUUUAAGUGCAAGGAAGACCCAUCGUGCAUCUGUGAGCCAGGGGUAGAGGAGACCGUCGCCCACCUUCUCUUUGAAUGUCCCACAAACGGUCCCCUUAGGUAUGACGUGGAGCAAAUGUUGGAAACCACACUGUGUAGAGAAAGAGCAAGUGAAAUAUUAGCGGAUAAAACCAGUAGAGCAAUUUUCAUCAAAUAUUGCCAAAUUGUGGCGAACAGGGCUAUAAAGAGAAACAAGGAGCAACAAAAAUGA